AUACUGACCAUGGGAGAGUGCAUCUCAGUCCGUGUUCUGCUGAUGUUUCUGGCCCUAAUCAGCUAUCUAAUUGCACUGACAUUCAACAUAUUGGCUCUAUUUGGGCCCUGGACAGGUGAAUUCUUACAGUCCACUUCAAGUCAAUGACAUCUAUUUGAAAUAUACUUUAAUAUUUUGUAACCUGUGUGUUUGAACAUGCAGGUGCUUUCAUGCAAACCACACAAUAUGUACUGAGCAAGUCCACAACUCACCUAACCCCGGAUAGAUGGGUACUCUUUCUAUGGGAUGUCCUUAAUGUCUGGUUGAUCGGCAUGUUCAUCUAUCUGAUACACAAGCUCCGUAGAAGGUAAGAUACUGUACAUUAAAGCUAAACUCUCGUUGACACUAUAACACUCAUUUAAACAUGGGUCAUUCAGAUAUUUUGGUAAUUUGUCAACCCAAAACCUGGCUGGAAUUCGAUCAACAUUGCACUGGAUGUUAGCCUGGUCCCAGAUCUGUUCCUGCUAUUUUGCCAAAAUCCUUGUCACUCAUUGUCAAGCCAAAAAUGACAAUUCCAUAAGGAGUUGGCAAGAGAGUUGAAACAGACUGGCAUGCACGCUAACUGACAUCUAACUGAAAUCACUGGCCUGUAUUUAUUUGCAAUCUCACCUAAGUGAGACAAAACAAAGUGUAUUAUUUUAAGUGCAGAAAGUGUGAUUUUUACUGUCUUGGCUAGGGUUGCAGAAUUUCCCCAAAUUCCCUGGUUUUCAAAAAAUCCUGGUUGGUGUGCUUAUUCCCUCCCUAUUACGGGAAACUUUAAACCGGGAUUUCUGGAAAACCAGGACACUUAGGGAAAGUUAGUGGAAUCUUGCAACCCUAGUCCUGGCCCUGAUGAUGAUGAUGAUGAUGGUGAUGAUGACCUUGUUGUUGUUGUUAUUAAUUAUGAUAAUGAUGAUGAUGAUGAUGAUCAACUGAUGAUGUUCCUGUUCCUUAGGGAAGCCUAUACAUGGAUGUACACCACUCCUGCUGUCCUGCCCUAUGGAUUCUACUUGUCCUGGAUCGUAAAUAGCAUGUUGAAUAUGGCAUGGUUAUUUCUGUAUGACAAAGAGUAAGUGUUUAUAUAUUUUUGUGUAGUUACUGUACGAUAAUAUAAAACAUUUGGUUCUAUUUCAAAUACUCAUUUCGAUGUCUCACUACGGGAUAUGCCUGGGUGUGUCCACAAGCUCGAAGUAACUGGCAACUGGUCUUUCUCGCCUCUCCUUCUUGCGGAAGCCUUCACAAAAGCUCUCCUCAGCAGGACUAGAUUUCUGGUUUCCUACUGAACCGUUCUCAGGCGAACCGUGAGGUUAAAGCUGCUGAACGUAGAACUACAGCUUCUGUCGAUAGUGUUGAGUACUGACCAAAAGGUUUUGCUUUGAGUAUAAUUAUUUAUUAUUUUACUCGUCAGUCUCCAUUUAGCUAGCACCACAUGGCUAGCUAUCGAGAUUUGGUUAGCCAUCGACGUAAGGCUUUAGCCCGGCCAAACUGAGCAAUCGGGGGAGAAGUUGCUUCGGGACAAGUCUCUGAAUGUCCUUGAGUGGCCCAGCCAGAGCCCGAUUGAACAUCUCUGGAGAGACCUGAAAAUAGCUGUGCAGCGACACUCUCCAUCCAACCUGACAGAGCUUGAGAGGAUCUGCAGAGACGAAUGGGAGAAACUCCCCAAAUACAGGUGUGCCAAGCUUGUAGCAUCAUACCCAAGAAGACUCGAGGCCGUAAUCGCUGCCAAAGGUGCUUCAACAAAGUACUGAGUAAAGGGUCUGAAUACUUAUGUAAAUGUGAUAUUUAAGUUUUUUUUUAAUACAUUUGCAAACAUUUCUAAAAAACUGUUUUUGCUUUGUCAUUAUGGGUAUUGUGUGUAGAUUGAUGAGGGGUAAUAACAAUUUAAACCAUUUUAGAAUAAGGCUGUAUUGUAACAAAAUUUGAAUAGUCAAGGGGUCUGAAUACUUUUCGAAUGCACUGAAUAUAUAGUGGGUCCAAACCAGGCACUUUGUUGGCAUGGACAUCCAGUGCAUGGAGGAAUUAGGCCUCGGCAAGCCUCCGGUGGUCGAGCCUUCACUGUCUAGACACCUCAACGCCAGUGUCUUGUCUAUGACCAGCACUGCUUUCCCUAGGAAGACAGAGCACUUUACCGCCUCCAUAUUCCAAAAGGUCUACGUUGCUGCACCACGUUCAGUACGGGCAUUGAACGUAACGUCCCUACUCCUGGCACACUAGGCUGAUUUGCUACAAGAGAUGAGCACUCUCUUAGUCAAAGGCACAGCCAGCCAAGACCAUCAGGACAAUAUCUGCGUCGUUGCGGAUCUCAACCUCUGAGCCUCUAGGGCUGCCAUCCAAGGCUGCGGGGGCACCAUGAGCCUUGUGUUGGUGGGGGAGAGAGCCAUGUGGCUCAACUUUUCCAGCCAAAUGAACAAGGAAAAAUAUGAUUUCCUCGACGUUCCUAUCGCGCCGAAGAACCUGUUUGAGCCUUCUGUCGCUGCCAUUCGACAGAAGUGAGAACUUUGCAAGGAAGGUGAAGUCCCCUUCAUGAGCCAAGGCUUCGUGGGAAGGAGAGGGAAACUAGCUGGCACCAGGGUUUUCCGUAACGCAAAGUCCCCAGCAAUGCAGCAGGCUGCAAACCUACAGUUUGGCUCUCCUAACAGAGGCAGACAGUGGGGGAAGUGGUCCUUCACUGCUUCCGCACCGGGGUCCCGCCCGCCUGACUCCCCAGGAGGGAAGACCUAGGUGUAUGCCCCCCAGUGGUAGUGAGUGGCAGCCAACAAUCCACUCUGUGUCCUGCCCUGCCUCUUUUCGGGUGGAGUACAGACUUUACCCCCCAUCAAAAUGGGGGAGAGGCCCAUCUUUGCUCCUAGAACCCUACCUCUCGUGCAGCGGAUCCUUUCUAUGCAUCCGCUCACAGGGUAGACGAGUGCCCCCUGUGUCACUGCUCUCCUCUCAGCGCUCUCACAAACAACCGAGGCAGGAAGACAACUUGUCAGUCACCACUGAGCACUGUCCCCAAACCAACUAGCACAAAUAUCAUACCCCCAAGACAUGCUAACCUCUCACCAUUACAAUAACAGGGGAGGUUAGCAUUUUGGGGGGGGUAUGAUAUUUGUACAUCUGGAACUUUGUCACUCAUCAUUAUUCACGAUUAAUUCAAGAUUAUCGUUAGUCAUGGUAGCAUCCACAUUAAUGUAGAAGUGUUUGGAAACAUAUUAUAUUCUUAUUUACAAUAAAAGUGACUCCAAAAUGACACAAUACAUUAUUUACCAUUCAUUUCUAUUGGGCACAAAAUAAUCUGAAACACAACCAAAACAAACAGCAAAUGCAUCCAACAAAUUUGAAGAAUCACAAGCUUGAUGUAGUCAUGACGUCAGUCCACCAUUCGUGCCUACAGUAUGCCCCAGUGUUUUCCAAUGUAACCCCGACUUUAUGCCUAAGGUCAGCGGCAAUUACAAUUGUCUCACCUUGGAGCUUAUGGCUUUCGACCCACUACCCUUCAAUUCUAUGGAAGAAGGGCGUCUCCACCAUAUAUUAGCUUAUAAUAGUAAGGGUUAACAGCCCCUGGAGGGCCUGAUGGGUCAUUCCACCAGAGGUUUGACUACCUCUUGGGCACUGUUCAAAGGCAUCUCUUUAAAAGAGAUUUACUAGGCGGAAUGUUGGGCCACCCCUCAUACUUUUAUGAGGUUUUACCGAUUGGACGUCCCUGCACCUUCAUUGGCGCAUACUGUCUUCAGUGUCGGAGCCUCAGAGGGGUGAUGUUAGAACUACCCUGGCUUUGGAGAGCAUGUCUGCGUUACGGGAGUUGGCCAUAUCCCAUAGUGAGACAUCGAAACAAGUAUUUGAAAUUGAACUUAAGGUUACUUGGUUAGCCAGAUCCUGGUUCUGUGAGAAUAUGAGUGCGAUGUCUCACCACUUUUCCCUGCUCGCAAGAGCGCAAGGAAGAAAGGCAUGCUCGAGAAUGACCAGUUGGCAGGCGAGUUGGUCCCUUUAUGGAGGAGAGGGGCUCACCUCAUUCUCCACUCAUCCUGUCUGUCUCCAACAGAUGCUGUGUGAUUGUUUAGUUCGAGCUUGUGGACAUGCCCAGGCAUAUCCCGUCUAUCUCAUAUUCUCAUAGAACCAACACAAGGCUCUUGGUUUCUUAAGUAACCUUAAGUUUUGAUGUUUUGAGUUGUUUUGAGUUUCUACAUUGAAUAUAAGGAACUAACUUGUAUACUUCUCAAGACAAAUUACAUUUUCUAGUUUCUGUGUGUGUCAUAGAAAGAUGGUGCCAACACUCCUGAUCACAGCAUUACAGGCCAUGUCAAACUGUGUGAUUAUCUUGUUCGCCUGCUAUGGCCUGGUCGUCUAUGGCGCGUGGCUCCACAAAUAUCACAACAAUGAUCUCUGGCUCAUUCGAAUAUUGGUACAAUAAUUUCAACUUUUUUCUAUGAUUCUCCAAGAACAUUGCAUUGCGUACAGAAACCUUCCACACGUGUGCCGGACAGUUACUUUUUGUUACAGAAAUGUGCUAUUUGUUUAUGGGGUCCAUACUAGGACAACCUCAGUUUCAGCAGGACUAAAGCUGUCCUAAUAUGGACACCAUAUCUGUUAACUCUAUUACAGGUGCAAAACGGAGUGGCUUUGUAUGCAACAUGGUGGGCUGUAGCUACCUUUUUACACUUGACCGUCGUUUUAGACCUUCAAACCCCAAUACCCAAGACAGAUGCUGCCAUAAUGUUACUAGUGCUGCUCCAAUUGGGACUCAUAGGAUGGUGAGAGUUUGUUCCUAACUUUUAUCUAACCUCUCAAUUCGCCCAAGUGGUAUUGAAUCAAUAAUACAUAUAGCUUAAUAAACCAGUUCUGCUUUGCCAGUAGUGUUUCCAUUGCAAAUUGAUGAACAGUGCAUUUACUUGAUAUAUACUGUAUAAACUAUGACAGUGGCAUGACAAUGAUAUGGUGGCCCUUAGGGGCAAAGUAGCUUUAAAAUGUAAAAGCUAAUUUGCCGCUUAGGGCCACCAUACAAUCACCAGAACCCUUUCCUUCUAUCCGCUUAUUGUAAACAUGGGCCUUAUUGUUUUAGAUUUUCCUCCUCCUUAUUACUCUCUCAGGUUUGUCAUAGAGAACUGGUACCUGGAUAAGCACAUGCGUUACAUCCUAACAGUGUACCCUGUGGUGAUCCUGGUGUUGUCAGCAAGUGUGGCCAAUCCAGCCACGCCCGGUACCCAUAUAGACAUCAUGUCUGGUAGGCCCUAUGUCCUAACUGACUCCUAAAGUGACACCUAGAGGAAGAUAACAUCUGUACAGUGUUUAUAUUAGGACAGCUGAGGCUCCUAAUAUGGAUACCUUACACAUGCAUUAUUAGUAGAUUCCCAUCGGUCUUGUACAAGCAUAUCAUCCUUAACUGCAGAUGAUAAGAUGUUAUAUUUACUGUUAUAUUUACUGCAUGUAAGUAUAAUGAGAACUGGGUAUAGUUUAUGCUAUUGGCAAUGUUUACAAGUGUCACUAAUGUGUGUAUCACUAUCAGUGGUCACUGCAGUGACUUUUCCAUUGUUAUUAUGGCUACUGUACCUGAAGCAUCAUCUCUUUUCCAGCUGUCAUCUUGGCCAUAACCAGUGUCAUAUUUAUCGUACGCAUCAUCAUGGUGUUAUGGAAGCACAAGAAUAAACCGCUUUACGGAGGAGAGCAGCUCAUGUCACCGGUGGACAUUGCCAGGACACAGAAGCUCAUCUUUAUGUGA
Coregonus sp. 'balchen' is the source of this 5716-nucleotide messenger RNA. The record is from the annotation of a GenBank genome assembly. NCBI's taxonomy places the organism in Eukaryota, Metazoa, Chordata, Actinopteri, Salmoniformes, Salmonidae.